Messenger RNA from Stylonychia lemnae, 1584 nucleotides. Lineage: Eukaryota; Ciliophora; Spirotrichea; Sporadotrichida; Oxytrichidae. The record is from the annotation of a GenBank genome assembly.
AUGGAUAAUAACAGACAAGGUGGGGGAAACUUCAGAAAUUAUGAUAACAAAAAGCAGUACAACAAUAACUACAACAAUAAUAACUCGAAUUAUAAUAAAAACCAAGGAUACUAGAACAAUUACAGCAAUAACUACAGCAAUAACACUGGAGAAGUCUCUAACUACUAACCUCAACUAAAAAACAUAAACUUUGAGUUGACUGAUAUAUAUUUCCCGCUUUUUGUACUUCAGAUGAGAUUUGACAUCUUUCCACUCAGAAACAGAUCUCUGAGGUAGAAUUAUCAAGGCUAAUCUGACUCUAUAUAAAGGUAUAUAUUAAUUUUCAAUCUCAAGUUUAUUUGCAGAGACAACUAGAGUCAUCUAUAAGCACAGGGUUAUGAGGAGAUAGCUGAGGACGAUGACUAUGCACUCUUGAAUGAAUAUCAAAGACAGUUUUAUGAGACUAACAACAAGAUUUUCUUUAUAUUAAGAGAUCAGUUCCUACUAACUAAGAUUCAGAUAACUGGCACACUUGUAUUCAUAAUUAAGAAAGAAGAGAAGUACAUAUUUGGAAUUGAUGAUUCAACUGGAGUUAUGGUUUGUGUAUUGUGGUUAAAUGACUUCAAUAACCAAGGAGGAAAUGCAGGAAAAAGAAACUCAGAUUUUAGAACAUGGUUCUCGGAAAAGAAUAUCUAGCUGGGAUCAGUCCUAGCUGUUCUAGGUUCGAUGGAGCACUACAAAGAUAAGAUCUAGGUCAAUGUCCAUAAGCUUAGGAAUAUCACUGACAUUAGCGAGGAAAUGCUUUAGUAUUAAUAAACCAUAAAUGCUCAAAAGUGUUACUUCGACCCUUUUAAACCUUUCCAGAGAAGGCUGUUUAAUGCUAAUUGGCAGUAGGAACAGCAGCAGCAGUUUUUACUUUAACAAUAAGAGAAUAAGAAGAAUUAGUAAAACGACCCAGCUGCCGAUCAAGAAAUGGCUGCAGGCAAUGAAGUUUACAAAUUCUCUAUUAAUAGAAUAAAAAAGAAGAUUAAUGACUACAUUCUAAACAACUACAAUGAACUAUUUUAGAAUGUGAAAAAUCAGUCCAAUAAUGAUUAAUAGAUUAAAAAGGACAGUCUUGAAGAUUCAGAGAUGGACUCACCUUCAAAGCCAAAUACAAACACAAAGGCCUAUCAACUUCCUAUUGAUAACUAAAAUCUUUCAGUGACUGAACUAGACUUCCUUGAAAACCCAAAGUUAUUGUAAAAGAUUGGCUAGGAACUGGCUUUUAGUGAUGAUCCAAAUAAGAAACCUACUGAGCUACUGAGAGAAUGUUUGGCUGAACUAGAGGAAAAGGGUUUCGUGAACCUAGUGGGAGAGACUGCAAAAUACUACAUGAUAUAGAUUAGAGAUCAAAGGAAGAAGCUAAAGUAUUUCAUUUAGAAUGAAAUGAAGAAUCAGAGAAGAGGAGUCCACUUUGAAACUAUCUACAAGGAUGUUUGCAAGCAAUAUGAUAACUUUUACACGAAGGAGUUUGUAUUCAAAGUUAUUGACGAGCUUUUCCAAAUGGGAGUUAUCUAUGAGGUAGCUAAACUCUAGUACGGUUAUCUAGACAAUUAAUUCUGA